Solenopsis invicta (red fire ant) is the source of this 1185-nucleotide messenger RNA. RefSeq lists its product as uncharacterized. NCBI's taxonomy places the organism in Eukaryota, Metazoa, Arthropoda, Insecta, Hymenoptera, Formicidae. The record is from RefSeq and is a predicted model, not a curated record. The coding region runs from base 1 to 1185 and encodes 394 amino acids. The transcript is spliced from 6 exons.
AUGGGUUACAGGAGGACUACGCCUGUCAAUGUCAUGCUCUAUGAGGCCGUUUUAUCCGCCUCACCACAGGUCCUCUUGGAGGAAGGAAGCAUCAUUCGUGACGACCCCGACCCCCCGGCUUGCUUGAAGCGAUUAUUUCUGCCAUCGCCUGACGAAAGCCGUAUCUUCUCAGACGGAUUCAAGGUGGCAGACCAACCUUUUGCGGGUUUCGCCGUGAUGGAUUUAUCAGGGGACUGUACUCUUCGUUACCGUGUUACGAAUGAGGUCGUGAGUCGAUACCUUAGCGGGGACGGCAGAUCAGGAAUUGCCGACCAGGAUCUCCUGGUGGAGCCCAAGGUGUACUUGAGCCCGUUUCUAUCGGCGGUGUCGGAGAGGCGGAAGGCUCUUGCCAAGACUGCUUGGCGGAAGCUAAGGCUCUUAACUCCCAAAAAGAAACUAUGGGAAACUUUGGAGAAGAAAAACAUCAAUGGAGGACUAAUAGAGAGGUUGAAGGAAAUUUAUAGAGACACAAGAGCAGCAAUUAGGACGAAGAAAGGAUUAUCGGAAGAGUUCAAGACAAAGAAAGGUGUAAGAGGAAUAUGGGGACUAAAGCUAGGGAAAGAUAGAGUAUGGAUGUUGGCGUAUACGGACGAUUUAGUAUUACUAGCGAAAAAUAGGGAGGCUAUGGGUGACAUGAUGGAAAUUUUAGGAAGGUUUUUAAAAGAGAGGAAUUUAAAGCUGAAUACAGAUAAAUCGAAAAUGAUGGUGUUCAAUAAAGAUGGAAGGAAAAAGAAAAGGAAAUGGGAAUGGGGAAAGAAAGAAAUCGAGGAGGUGCAAACAUUCAAAUAUCUUGGUUUCAAUUUUAAUAGGAGAAGAGAUUAUGAUUAUCAUAUAAAGGAAUUGAGGAGAAAAGGAAGAUUGGCAGCUAAUAUGGUAUGGGGAUUAGGAGAAAGGAUCUGUGCGGAGGAUUUCAUAAGGAGAUGGAUGUUGUUUAAGUAUUUAGUAGAGAGUGUAAUGUCCUAUGGGGUGGAAUUAUGGGGGAGCAGGACACCUUGUUACUUGAAGGAGAGCGAAGUGAGAAAAAGGAAAAACGGGGAAGGAAUAAGAGCGUUGAUGAGAUUGAGAUGUGGGAAUAUGGAGGUAGAGAAUAAAUAUUGGUUAAAAGAGGAAGAAAGAAUGCGUAUUCUGCGAGAUGGGGAAAGAUAG